AUGUCGCUUUUCCCUUUUCCCUCUAUCUCUCUUUUUCUCUCUUCUUCUCUCUUUUUAUCUAUUUGUCCUUCUCUCUCUUCCUUGCUCUACAGUUCGGUUUUCAAACCCGGCUCACUGCAACAGGGAUGUACACUUUUUUCCUCUCUUUGGUUUUCUUCUUUCUUUCCUUCUUCUUCUUUACACAAUUCAGCUUAUAACAGAGGUAUAACCUUUCUUCUCUGGUUUUCCCUUUUCUUUCUUUACACAACUCAACUUGUAACAGAGGUAUAUACUUUCUUCCUCUCUGGAUAUCCGUUUUCUUUUCUUUACACAAUUCAACUUUAUGCAUUUGACUACGAUAUAUAUAUUUGUUUCGAUCUCUCUCUCUCUCUUUCUCUCUCUCUCUUUAGCUAUCUAUCUAUAUAUUUAUCUAUCUAUCUUAGUCUGUUCCCUUCUAUCUAUCUAUCUAUCUAUCUAUCUAUCUAUCUACUUGGCUCAGGCGCCAUGUCUUUUGGUAAGGUAUAUCGUAAUAUGUAUUCACUGGGCCCCUAUCUCACUGCACUCCCAUCUAGAAAUUUCUAA
Molecule: messenger RNA, 561 nt
Organism: Acanthosepion pharaonis
Lineage: Eukaryota; Metazoa; Mollusca; Cephalopoda; Sepiida; Sepiidae
Source: the annotation of a GenBank genome assembly